AUGGGUGCGGAUGUGCCUGUAUUUAUAGUGCUGGGCACCCCAGAUGGCGAUGGGUGGUUUGGGCCGAUGGGAUGGUGUUUUUGUGGGGGAGGAGGGGUGUGGAGUUUAGGGAUCGGGAGAUGGAUGUAUGUGUUCGAUGGGCGUACUGCAGGAGGCGCCGCUGGGGAUGUCGAAGGUGUCGGGAGAAACUGCGGGUAUUUGUGUGAGUUUUUGGUUUUAAAGGGUACAAACAGGUACAGAUUUUCUGGAGCAGUGUCCAUAUAUCAACCACAGUUUUUUGCAUUUGUCUGCUUUUCUGAUUUCUCGAGUUCUCGCGGUUUCUCUCAGUUGUGCUCUCAAUUGUACUCCGAUGGGUGGGGCCAUUCUGCAGGACUCGGGGCUAAGCGCAUGCCCACAUGCACGCCGUCGCCUGUUAUCGGCCUGUGUGACGUCUACGCUUCUGUUCGGACUUGGUCGGUGGUGGUCGAGAGACGCAGUCGGGCUUGUUGGUCGGGCCCGGCGUUUGUGGCUUCCAUUUGCUGGCGUUUAGGUCCUCUGGUUGUUGGGACUUGGGCACUGCGUUUCGGCGCUUGGAGCAUGGAUCUGGGAGGUUUUGCAGCCAUCCCCAGUACGCCUCUUCUUGAGCUGGGAUAUUUCUGA
This is a messenger RNA of Australozyma saopauloensis, 639 nucleotides long. RefSeq lists its product as uncharacterized. The record is from RefSeq and is a predicted model, not a curated record. The coding region runs from base 1 to 639 and encodes 212 amino acids. The transcript has a single exon. Lineage: Eukaryota; Fungi; Ascomycota; Pichiomycetes; Serinales; Metschnikowiaceae.